AUGCCUCUCGGGCUUGACGGGUUCGGCAACCUCAAAGCCAUAAUGAAGCUACGGCGUUCCAUAGCGUACCUACGUCAAGUACAACUUCAAGUUUCGUCGGCACAUCCCAGGAAACUACGUCUGCAGCAGGAACGCAUCUUCUCUCUCGUCGCCAGCUUUGGGUCACUGCUCUUCUCAUCCAUGUUCAUCAGCGCCUGUACGCAAUUCGUUGCUGUGUGCUUGUUGUUGUGGUAUUACAUGUCGUGCAGUAGCGGCGUUUCAGAAUUUCAUCCCUUGUUCAACUUUCAAGCUGAACUGUCUCAAAAAAUGGGUACUUUUCCGAGGCAAUGUUACGAACACCAUGGCCAAGUUGGCGCACAUGUGGAGCCCUGGCCCAUUCGUUUGAUUGUCUGA
Symbiodinium natans is the source of this 393-nucleotide messenger RNA. NCBI's taxonomy places the organism in Eukaryota, Dinophyceae, Suessiales, Symbiodiniaceae. The record is from the annotation of a GenBank genome assembly.